UUGAAUAGUAGAUUGCGAGAGAUCAAUGACGAGGUUCAUGUGCAUGCAUGCUUUUGUUGGUAUCAUCAUUGCGGUGGCUCUAAUGCAAUUCACGGCCGCGCAAACGGUGCAUGUGGUGGGGGAUGACAUGGGAUGGACAAUUCCCUCGAACGUUCCCUCAGCAUACAGCACUUGGGCUGCUAGUAAGAGGUUCAUGGUUGGAGACAUAUUGGUGUUCAACUUCACAACAAAUGAGCAUGACGUGCUACAAGUCCCCAAGUUAUCCUUCGAUGCAUGCAGCGGCGCCAACCCUAUCGGAAAUAUGCUCACCAAUGGUCCAGCCAACGUUACCCUCAACUCCACUGGCGAACACUAUUAUAUUUGCACAAUUGGGCAGCACUGUCAACUUGGCCAAAGAUUAGCCAUUACUGUUUCAGGCGCUUCUGGCUCCCCUUUUCCAGCACCUUCACCGACUACUAAUCCAACCACUCCUUCUCCUACUUCAGGCACACCCGCUGAUUGCACACCGUCUCCGACAUCUGGUCCCACUGGGUCGAGGCCUUCAGCCCCAAAUGCCACUCCUAAUUCUUCAUCUUCAGCUGUUUUUGCCAGUUUGUUGCUGUCCGUGUUGGCAAUUGUCAUGGGUUUAAUUUUCUAAGAUAUGGUACCGAGGGAGGAUGUCAUUCUUCUUAUAGUUCACAUUAUUCCUUCCACGAUUUUUUUUAUGGCGAGCUUGGGGA
Messenger RNA from Durio zibethinus, 719 nucleotides. Its product is annotated as umecyanin-like. Gene Ontology annotation, cellular component: plasma membrane. Lineage: Eukaryota; Viridiplantae; Streptophyta; Magnoliopsida; Malvales; Malvaceae. Gene Ontology annotation, molecular function: electron transfer activity. The record is from RefSeq and is a predicted model, not a curated record.